Messenger RNA from Homo sapiens (human), 1007 nucleotides. It is a transcript of the gene PDE6G, whose product is annotated as phosphodiesterase 6G. Gene Ontology annotation, molecular function: spectrin binding; cGMP binding; 3',5'-cyclic-nucleotide phosphodiesterase activity. Gene Ontology annotation, biological process: visual perception. The transcript is spliced from 4 exons. Gene Ontology annotation, cellular component: photoreceptor outer segment. The record is from RefSeq and is marked reviewed. Lineage: Eukaryota; Metazoa; Chordata; Mammalia; Primates; Hominidae. Bases 129 to 392 code for a protein of 87 amino acids.
AGCCGGUGAAUGAAUUCCUCUCUGCUGGGCGGCCUUGCCGACGCACUUUUCUCAGCAAGAAUUCCCGAAACCGCAGCAGGAGGGAGUCCAGGAGCCAAGGUUGCCGCGGUGUCUCCGUCAGCCUCACCAUGAACCUGGAACCGCCCAAGGCUGAGUUCCGGUCAGCCACCAGGGUGGCCGGGGGACCUGUCACCCCCAGGAAAGGGCCCCCUAAAUUUAAGCAGCGACAGACCAGGCAGUUCAAGAGCAAGCCCCCAAAGAAAGGCGUUCAAGGGUUUGGGGACGACAUCCCUGGAAUGGAAGGCCUGGGAACAGACAUCACAGUCAUCUGCCCUUGGGAGGCCUUCAACCACCUGGAGCUGCACGAGCUGGCCCAAUAUGGCAUCAUCUAGCACGAGGCCCUGCUGAAGUCCAGACCCUCCCCCUCCUGCCCACUGUGCUCUAAACCCUGCUCAGGAUUCCUGUUGAGGAGAUGCCUCCCUAGCCCAGAUGGCACCUGGACACCAGGAUGGGACUGCAACCUCAGGUCUCCCCCUACAUAUUAAUACCAGUCACCAGGAGCCCACCACCUCCCUCUAGGAUGCCCCCUCAGGGGCUGGCCAGGCCCUGCUCAACAUCUGGAGAUACAGGCCCACCCCUCAGUCCUGCCCACAGAGAGGCUUGGUCGGUCUCCACUCCCAGGGAGAACGGGAAGUGGACCCCAGCCCGGGAGCCUGCUGGACCCCAGAUCGUCCCCUCCUCCCAGCUGGAAAGCUAGGGCAGGUCUCCCCAGAGUGCUUCUGCACCCCAGCCCCCUGUCCUGCCUGUAAGGGGAUACAGAGAAGCUCCCCGUCUCUGCAUCCCUUCCCAGGGGGGUGCCCUUAGUUUGGACAUGCUGGGUAGCAGGACUCCAGGGCGUGCACGGUGAGCAGAUGAGGCCCCAAGCUCAUCACACCAGGGGGCCAUCCUUCUCAAUACAGCCUGCCCUUGCAGUCCCUAUUUCAAAAUAAAAUUAGUGUGUCCUUGCC